AGGCCAGAAGGAAGAGCAGCUUUGAGGGUAAUGCCUGGGGCCCCAGUUUGCUGGCCUCUCUAAAACAGUGCAGGGCAGUGAGCUCUACGGGGGCCAUAGAGAGGCAGGAGAGAUAGGCCAGGAAUCUGACUCCCACCACCAUGCUGAAACAGAGCACCGAGAGGAGAUGGUCCUUGAGCUACAAGCCCUGGAGUACCCCAGAGACUGAGGAUGUGCCCAACACUGGGAGCAACCAACACCGCAGGAGCAUCUGCUCCUUGGGAGCCCGCACUGGCUCUCAGGCCAGCAUCGCACCACAAUGGACCGAGGGCAACUACAAUUACUACAUUGAGGAAGAUGAGGACUGCGGGGAGGAGGGGGAGGACUGGAAGGACGAUCUUGCCGAAGAGAACCAGAAGCCGGAGUGCCUCACAAGCCUCCUGGAUGGCCACAAUAACACUCCAGCCCAACUGUCCACGCUGAAAGUGAACGUUGGCGGCCACAGCUAUCAGCUGGAAUGCUGUGAGCUGGCCAACUAUCCCAAAACGCGCCUGGGUCGCCUAGCCACCUCCACCAGUCGCAGUGGCCAGCUGGGCCUGUGUGAUGACUAUGAGGCACAGACGGACGAGUACUUCUUUGACCGUGACCCAGCGGUCUUCCAGCUCAUCUACAACUUCUAUACAUCGGGGGUGUUGCUGGUACGAGAUGAGCUGUGUCCACGCAGCUUCCUCGAGGAGCUGGGCUACUGGGGAGUGAGGCUCAAGUACACGCCACGCUGCUGUCGUAUCUGCUUCGAGGAGCGGAGGGAUGAACUGAGCGAGCAACUGAAGAUCCAACGGGAGCUGCGCGCACAGGCGCAGGCCGAGGAGGCCGAGGAGCUCUUUCGGGACAUGCGCUUCUAUGGACCACAGCGUCGGUGCCUCUGGAACCUCAUGGAGAAGCCCUUCUCCUCUGUGGCCGCCAAGGCCAUGGGGGUGGCCACCAACCUCUUCGUGCUCAUCUCCGUGGUGGCCCUGGCGCUCAACACGGUGGAGGAGAUGCAGCACCAGGCAGAGCAGGGCGCAGGUGGUGGGGACCCCAGGCACAUCUUGGAGCACGUGGAGAUGCUGUGUGUGGCUUUCUUCACUCUGGAGUUCCUGCUGCGCCUUGCCUCCACCCCCAACCUGCGGCGCUUUGCUCGCAGCGCCCUCAACCUGGUGGACCUGGUGGCCAUUCUGCCUUUCUACCUGCAGCUGCUGCUCGAGUGCUUCACGAGUGAGGACCAGAGGCACAACAAGGACUCCCCACGAGAACACGACCUGGAGACCGUGGGCCAAGUGGGCAAGGUGGGCCAGGUGCUGCGCAUCAUGCGCCUCAUGCGCAUCUUCCGCAUCCUCAAGCUGGCUCGCCACUCCACAGGGUUGCGGGCCUUUGGCUUCACGCUGCGCCAGUGCUACCAGCAGGUGGGCUGCCUAAUGCUCUUCAUCACUAUGGGCAUCUUCUCCUUCUCUGCAGCUGUCUACUCGGUGGAGCACGACGUGCCUGGUACCAACUUCACCAGCAUCCUCCAUGCCUGGUGGUGGGCCGCGGUAAGCAUCUCCACCGUGGGCUAUGGAGACAUGUACCCGGAGACCCACCUUGGCAGGCUUUUUGCCUUCCUCUGCAUCGCUUUUGGGAUUAUUCUCAAUGGGAUGCCCAUUUCCAUCCUCUACAACAAGUUCUCCGAUUACUACAGCAAGCUCAAAGCUUACGAGUACACCGCCAUCCGGAGGGAACGAGGAAAGGUGAACUUUAUUCAGAGAGCCACAAAGAAAAUGGCUGAAUGUUUAUCUGGAAGUCAUGCACAGUCCACCACAAGGCAAGAGAAUUAAGGCUUCCUUAGGACACAAGGCUUGUUGAACCCAUGAAUUUCAAAGCUUCAUAGUGCCGGGCCUGCUUCUUUUAAAAUUAUGGUCCCCUCCUGGCAACAGAGGGGCAUGUGAUGCCGACACACACAAAGAGCAUUCUGUUCAAAGUUCUAACUCUGGGAAUGCUCAUUUGGGUCCAAACUCAAAAUGCCUCACAUCGCUCUUUAGCUAGAUUGUGUUUAUGUAUGAUGUCAAUACUGGAAAUGGCUCCAAGGAAGCAACAUCUUAGAUUUCUCUUUUAGAUUCUCAUGGCAUCUAGUUUGAUGCAUAUAUUUAGAUUUGAAUUGCCUGAAGAUGUUUUCCCCUAUUUCAAAGCAGGAAGAGGGGCCCUUGACUUUCCAGAGAAUGGAGUAUCACAGUAGGAGCUGCAUAAGUUUUGGAGUCAGACCAACCACUCAGCCAGUAUCCCAGAUCUACCAGCUGGAUGGUUUGUAGGAACUUAUUUCAACCCUCUGAGCCUUGGUCUCUUCAAAUGUGAGAUGUACAAAGUCUUAAGCAUGAGUGUUGGGGUUGAAGAUAACCCCAGUAGCUUCUAGCACUGCAAAUUACUAGAUGACAGUAAUGCCGAUGUUGAUGAACCUCUGUCCAGAAUUACUAUGGGAACCCAAACUUGGUCCAUGAAAUUUUUCUAUAUGUGUGAAUUUCUCCCUCCCUUUAAAGGAGCCCCCACUGUCCUCUCACUUAACUCUGACUUCCGUUCUUUCUAUUUCCCAGAAGAGGGGUAGAAGAGCAAAACCUCCUUCUCAACACUUGCUGUAUGGCAAGCUCUGGAAGGCCUCCUUAGACUGAUGGUUGGGAACCCAAUGCCCCUUGGGUCAUUUCUCUCCUUGACACCUUUCUUUGAAUUCCUUUCUGGGUCCACAGGGCUCCUGUAAAUUGAAGUUGAAAUUGAAGGCUCAUUUGAAAAGAGCACACAGAGAUUUGCCCCCAUAACUGGAGCUUGUGAUGCUAUAGAAUUCUUCUUGGGGUAUGACUGCCCCAUCUGAAUCAUAUAUAAGAGUAAUUGUGCUACUGACUGUGGCAAAUGUUAAGAGCUAUACAUCUCGUCUGUAAUUUCAUUUAACCCUCAAUGCAUCCCUAAGUUAGAUGUUGUGGUUGUUCUAUUUAAGGAGAAAUGGGGGUUUAGAAAGGUUAAGUGAUCCAGCUACACUCGCCUAGCCACUAAAAUAGUGAGACCGGGCUUUAAGCCAGGGUUCAUCUGAGACACAAGACUGUUAGAAGUCUAAAUGUGUGACUUUCAUACAUUAUGACAAAGCACCUGAAGGGUGGACUGUUCUAAGAUUACUAAAUCUAGGAGGUCACAGCCUUGGUGCUAGUUAAUUCUCGUCAAUUUGAUACAACCUUGAGUCACUUGGGAAGUGGAAACCUCCGUUGAGAGAUUGCUCUGGUCAGAGUGAACUGUGACCAUGGCUGUGUCUGUGAGAAGAUAUCUUGAAUGAUGAUUGCAAGGAAUCUUGGCUUGAUGAUAAGCACUAGCACUUAUAGAUGAUUAUUGUUUGAGGGCCUAGCCCACUGUGGGCGACAUCAUCCUUAGCAAGUGAGCCUACACUAUAUAAGAAAGUUAGAUGAAUGGGAGCCAGGGGACAAGCCAGAGAGUGAGCCAGUAAGCAUCAUUCCUCCAUGGCUUCUGCUUCAUGCUCUUGCCCUGAUUUCUCUUAAUGAUGAAUUUCAACCUAGAAAUGUAAGGUGAAAUCUGCCCUUUUUCCCCAUGUUGCUUUUGGUCGUGGUGUUUCACGGCGACAACAAAUCAGAAGAGUGUCUUACUCUGUGACAGAAUACUAUGGAUUGAGCAAUAUAAAUAGUGUUUAUAUCCCUCAGCUCUGGCGAUUAGAACUCCAAGAUCAAGACACAGGCAGUUGUGUUGUAGCUUCAAACUGCUCUCUGCGGUCAAGAUGGUGCCUUUUUGGUUCAUUCUACAGAGAAGAUUGUAUCCUAAAACCAUAAGGCAAGCUCACUGAACACUGACUCAAAGUAUUGUUUAAGGGCCUUGAUUCCAUAGUUCUUGAAGGAACAGCCUCUUAGCUUAAUCAGCCCUAAACACUUCAGCUCCUAAUAUGCCGUGGUGACAACAGACCUGACUUACAGAGGGCCCUACUCAAGCCAAAGCAUAGAGUCAAACUUGAAUUUUAGUCAAAGCAGCAAUUUUUAAUAGAAAUAUGGCUUUAAUAUUUCAUAGAAUACACUCCUAAAAUUCAAAUCUAUCUACAAGUUUGGCAUUUUGCUUUGUUAAAUCUGAUAAUCCUAUACCAUUGUUUUUUUAGAGGCAAAGUUUCCCCAAGCCCUAAAACCAAACCCAAACAGCACACCCUUCAGCCAAGGGAGUCUUCUCUUUCCUCUUGCCAAGUAAAGAGAGGAGGAAUUUUGAACCAGUUUCCUUGCCAGAAGUAAUCAUGUGAACUCAGUCAGCUCACAUAUCCACAUAAUGCAAUCAACAAGGUGGCUGCCCUUCCAUGCAUCCCCAGCUCUCCAGCACUUCAACUCCGGGGAUGGAUGUGCUGAUGACAUGAAACUUCUGGGCUAUCAAGAGGUAUAGGGACCAGGGAAGACCUAAUGAUCAUAACGCUCCCUCUGAUCUGGACAAGAGAGCUGACCUAGAACGUCAAGGCAGAAGAAACUCCCUGAGAAACAGGAGUGGAGGCACAUGGGGCGUGGGGGGGAGACACUGAUAGCAAAGCUGGAACCUUCCAGGUUCCUGGGAUGGGAUCUAGUCAACAGCAAGAGGCCUCCUCCCAGACUCACUGACCACAUCUGUUCAGACAGCUGUCCACUGCCUCCCCCAGGGAGUAAGAACAGCAGGCAGAAUACAAUUAACACAACAAAAAGAACAUUUUGUGAGCUUCACUAUGUCCCAGGCGUAGGAACAUUAUUUAAUGUAAUACUUCAAUUGCAUUAUCAAGGUUUCCCUGGUCACUAACAAAGGCUUAGUCACCAUGAGUUUACUCUUGAUUUUAAAGCUGAUGCUGCAAUGUACUCCACAUAGUCGAGCCCUAUGAAGUUGACACUUUCAUCAAACAUGACCAAAUAUUGGCAGUUUCAUCUGGUAUGAUCUAAUAGUUACGUGGUUAUAAUUUCUCUCAACUUGUUCCCACAUUGUUAACAUGGAAAUAAUACUGGUGUUUUCCUCACAAUUUUGAUAGCUAUUAAAUGACAUUGUGCAUAUUUAAAACUUGAGUGUCCUGGCACAUGUUAUGUAUUGAAUAAAAGUUGAUCCUCCUCUUUCUAUUU
Messenger RNA from Mus pahari (shrew mouse), 5090 nucleotides. RefSeq names its product potassium voltage-gated channel modifier subfamily V member 2 (gene Kcnv2). The transcript has 3 exons. Bases 141 to 1829 code for a protein of 562 amino acids. Gene Ontology annotation, molecular function: voltage-gated potassium channel activity. Gene Ontology annotation, biological process: protein homooligomerization; potassium ion transmembrane transport. Gene Ontology annotation, cellular component: voltage-gated potassium channel complex; membrane. The record is from RefSeq and is a predicted model, not a curated record. Lineage: Eukaryota; Metazoa; Chordata; Mammalia; Rodentia; Muridae.